Armigeres subalbatus is the source of this 1889-nucleotide messenger RNA. RefSeq lists its product as uncharacterized. The record is from RefSeq and is a predicted model, not a curated record. The transcript is spliced from 3 exons. Lineage: Eukaryota; Metazoa; Arthropoda; Insecta; Diptera; Culicidae. The coding region runs from base 175 to 1803 and encodes 542 amino acids.
UCAGUCAUGUCGUACAAAUACAUCAAUUUCUGUUUUGAUUUUUUAACGCACUAUUUUGUUGUACUGAAAAUAAAUGUUAUGUUGCUGUGAUUAAUUGUUUUGAGGUGCAUUCUGAAUGUAAAAUAUAUUUUUGAUCGGUCAGUUGAAAAGCGUGCAGAAUAUUGAAAACACAUCAUGUAUGCAAACGGAUACAAAUAUUGGCUAGCAUACCGGAAAGGCUCCUCAGGUUACUACCGUUGCUCUCGCUACAAGAAUAACUGCCCUGGCCGUUGCACGCUGAACGAAGACGGACUGAUGCAGAACUCUACCCCGCAUAAUCAUCCUCCGGAGGAGGAUCGCAUUGCGGUGGAUCGUUUCCGGAAGGUACUUUCGCAAAGGGCGGCUAAUGAGACCACUGAUCUGCACGCCAUCUACUUGGAAGAAGCGACCAGGCGACAUGCCGACGCUUCCCUUCUCUACUCCUUCUUGCAGGCAGAGUCCUGUAUGCGGAAAGCUCGAAGAAGGAAACCGUUUCUCUUGGUGCCAUGUGAUAUUGAAGAGUUAGGAGGCUUUCUAAAAAGUUCGGAAUUGUUUCGGAUACACUGCGGCAGCAAUAUGGAUGCAUUUUACCAAACUACAGUUAGGGCCCAAGAUGCAAUUGGUUUGGUGCUGUGGCAUCAACGAACGAUGGUUGCGCUUGGGACGAUUGAUAAUCUAUUUAUAGAUUGUAGCUUGGAAAUCCGUAGAAGUGGAUUAUCCAACUGUCGUGUAUUACUGGGUUCAACUAUCUUCCAGGGCAGAUGCGUUCCCGUGAUAUAUGCCAUUAUGAGCGCGAAAACUCAUGAUCUUUGUACAAAGAUAUUUGCGUACCUCAAAGAACAGUUGAGGGAGCACAUGGUUCCAACUUCAAUACUGACCGAGCCAGAUGAUAUGAUGCAUAAUGUAUUGGAAGAAAGUUUCCCUGAAGCUGCAGUUAAAGUUUAUUGGCAUCAUUAUAUGGCAGCAGUUUUGGAAUGCAGGAAAAAAUUAAACAUGAUGGAUGAAACUAAUAAAGGAUAUAUGAACAGUGCAUUUAGAAUGUUGUUGGUGUUGCCAUUGCUACCUAGCGAUUAUUUACAUAAAGGCCUACAAGCAUUAAUAAAAUGGAUGAAUCAGAAAAAUAUACUAACGGAAAACAUGCGCACUCUUUGCAAUUAUGUGGCAAACGUUUGGCUCGCCAACAUCGGAUACAAGCGACUAUCGAUGUUUGAUCAAACACUUGGCAACAGCAGUUUAGUUCAAACACACCUCAACAACCUCCGCUGUAAAAAUGAUCAAGAAAAAUACACAGUACUUCAAAUGUUGGAACAUUUAACGCAAGUGGCCACAAAACAAUAUGUAAUAAUAAAUAAAAACAUCAAAAGAAUAGCUGAUAUUGGUCGAUCGAAGAAAGUAAGAAGGAAAGCGAAUUUGGUACAUGAAGAGGCAAUCAUUAAUGCUAAAGAGCUAUGGUACGACAUGCCUCAGCAACUCAAAGAUCCAUUACAAUUUCUGCAAGUAUGCAGCCAUUGCAUUACUAGCGCUAUUCUAGCGGACAAAAGUGUAGCUCCAGAGCUAUCAAAAAAUUCACUGUCAAUUCCAAUGUCCACUCAGAUAAAUGGACAAAGUUCACCUGCAUUGUAUUGUGAUAGAAUAUCUCUUGUGUCGAAUAUUAUUCCAACAGUAGAAGCUGAACCCCCACCAUUAGUGUUUUUCUCGAAAUUGAGGCGAAUUCAAUCCACAGAGCUAUGUAGGAAACAAAUGGGACCACCACCACUUGUACCAUUGAUUACAAACAAGAAUUAGCUUGUGAUAAACAAACUCAAAGAAUGAUGAACAUUUAGACUGAUAGAGUAGAACCUAUAAGGUUUUCAACUACAUAUAUUGCAGAA